Messenger RNA from Acanthaster planci (crown-of-thorns starfish), 2641 nucleotides. RefSeq lists its product as uncharacterized. Lineage: Eukaryota; Metazoa; Echinodermata; Asteroidea; Valvatida; Acanthasteridae. Gene Ontology annotation, biological process: superoxide metabolic process. The record is from RefSeq and is a predicted model, not a curated record. Gene Ontology annotation, molecular function: copper ion binding.
CGUUUGCAAGGGCAGAGUUCAUGAAAAUACCAGUUUGUGUUUCUGCGUCAAACGUUCAGAAACAAAAAUCAGUAUCCGCAGUCGGUCGUGUGCAUGUGGUGGGAUAGCUGCGAGUUGCUAGCACCUUGCACCUGUGGCUGGUCCAGAUACAAGUAGUUGUCAUAUACCAGACGGUUUUUUACCCUACCAAAAUUACAGGAACUUGAAAAUGGGCGCAUACAGAAGUGUGGCACUGCUGUUAGUGAACAUUGUAGGCAUUGCUCUUAUACAUGGCGCAGCUGCCCCGACCCGACGCGAAUAUUUGAGCCUCCUGAAUGCUUUACAGCAAAGAGCCGAGGACCCUUACAUUCAAGCCAGAUGCGACUUACAGACUAAUCCUGGUCUCCCUGAUGACGUACGGGCAGCCAACAGUAUCCAAGGCACUGUUACAUUCAAGCAGUUGAAAACUGGAGGGAGCAUGAACGUUUCUGUACAACUGACGGGUCUUGACACGUCUAGUGCAACUCUUCAUGGCUUCCAUGUGCAUCAAUUCGGAGAUUUGAGCAACGGAUGCGCCUCGACCGGGGGUCAUUUUAAUCCCUUCGGCAAGCAACACGGUGGACCCUCGGAUACACAAAGGCAUGUUGGGGACUUUGGAAAUGUGGAGCGAGAUAGUGUUGGGUCAGUGAAUGAGGAAUUCAGCGAUGAGGUUGCCUCUCUGGUCGGUGCUGAUACCAUCAUCGGAAGGGCAAUAGUGUUGCACAAGGAUACCGACGAUCUUGGCAGGGGUGAUUACGACGAUAGUCUUACUACGGGCCAUGCUGGGGCCCGUCUGGCCUGCUGUAUCAUCGAGCAAGUGUAGAAAUCGUCACGAUGAGUCCGGUACCCAGACCAAAUUCGGAUUUGUGCCGCGUCUACAUUUUGUGAUUGGCUGGCUAGAGAAUUCGCGUUCAUUUAAAUGUGCUCGCGCUACCGUGAAGAUGUGCUCAUAACUCGGUACUGCGCAAUGUUCAGACUGCCAAAAGUGGUACAAGGAGCGACUUCAGUCGGUCCAAGCAGAUUUUGAUUUUGACAGCCUUGCUUAAUUCAAGUCACGAGCAGCACUAGAGAUAAAAAAAUAAACAGACUCGACUCGCUUCUUGCUGUAUCAUUUCGGCCUGCAGUUAUUGUAAACAUACGGACAUGAAAUCAACAUAAAAACCGACCCACUACCGAGAUGAAGCAAUUAUUUGAUGAAGCAAUUCAUGUAAUAUUGAUGAGCGUUAUAACCAUAAAAUGUGAAAGACUACAAGCAAAACUAUUGUUCUUUUGGUAAACCAUAAUGUCUGCAAAACUUUAUGGAUUAUACUUGCGUUGCUUCAUUUAUCAUUUUUUAAUGAUUUUCAUUGCUUAGUGCAUGGCAGUCAAACUGAAUUAUUUUUUGUUUGUUGUGCAGAUGUUUAUCAAUUGUACGGGUAUUCAUGAACGGCCAUGAUGGGGUUUUUUUCCAGCUUGCAUAUUUUACUUUCUGUUUGGGUGAUGUUUACGAAAAUACGUAUCCACUAUCCAGCAAAACUACAGCUAGAAGUAAGUUCUGGGUGUGUUUUGGUAUCUCCAGUGCUACACACAAGUCAAUGAAGGCACUUCAUGGUAGCCAUCUUGCAGGGCAGUUCUUUUUGCCCGGGAAACCUCAAAUGUGCAAACCCUGUGGAAAAAAGAACUGGCCUGCAAGAUGGCUUCCAUACAAAGCCUCUGUAACUGGAAUCUUAUCGGAUCGACUAAGUCGCUCUAGCAACAUGCAAUUCAGCAUGACUCUAUAGUUUGCCAGCCUGAACCUGAUGUUAAUAGAAGACACCGACGAAAUGUAUUUUGGGGAAAGUGACUUUAACACUGCUUUGGUUUAUAAAAGUAAAAUAACUUUGACUUUUUUAUUUGGUGCUUUGUAUUUUAAAACAUCUCUUGUUUAAUUAAUUGCUGAAUACCAAUACAUGUACCUCUUGUUAACAUUUUGAAACUUACGAUUUCUAAUUACACAUACACAAAACUCAAUAUCAAUCAUUCUCAGAGUGAUUAUUUGCAGUUAUCUUAUGUAAAAUUAGGAGCUUAAAGUAGACAAAUAAGUGUGGAAUUUUUGAUAUGUUUGUUUUGCUUUUAUGAGUAAGAAAGCUCCAUGCAUGUUUUCUACGAUCAUACUAUAAUCUUUACAAUUAGUGUUGCAUUGAAGUUAUAUCAUUUCCAAAAAGUAAUCAUUCUAUGCUGAAAUAAUUUCGGGGCUUGUUUGGGAAGGUUAUUUCAAGGGUGUUUGGUUUUCACGAUAGGGCUUCAUCCGAUGUUACCUUUUAAAGUACACCAGACAAAUUUAUUUAUUAAUUAUACUAGCAUCAGUUUUACAAAAUUCAAACAAAUUCGAAAUUUCGUUUGCAUUUGGUAAAUACGACCCUUGAAUAGGUCGGCAACACAGGUGAUAUGGCGUCGAAAAGUGAAUUCAAAUUGCGCAGAAAAUGUUUUUAACAUAAUCAAAAUUGGACGAAGUUGUACUCAAGUCGUUAUAAAUACAAGUCAAUGGGAAGUCUAUUAUUCAGUAUUAUUUUUGGUUGCUACUGCUUUUAAAAUAAAUUGUGGACAUUAUCUCCCGAAACCAUCUUUAGAAGCAUCUUUUGAAUAAAUUGUUUUCUGGAAACUC